Messenger RNA from Brugia malayi, 1332 nucleotides. RefSeq lists its product as hypothetical. Bases 1 to 1332 code for a protein of 443 amino acids. The transcript has 9 exons. The record is from RefSeq and is a predicted model, not a curated record. NCBI's taxonomy places the organism in Eukaryota, Metazoa, Nematoda, Chromadorea, Rhabditida, Onchocercidae.
AUGAUAACAAUAAAUGUGCUAGUGAUUAUAUUUAUGCUAGCAAUUGCUAUUAAUGGCGAAGGUUUUGUUGAAGAAGUAUCUUGUACCGCUGAUGCUAUCAAUGUUGUUUUAAACAAGACUGAUCCGGAUGUUCAGCGCUGGAUGUCAGAUCCAAAAGCGCAACCGGUUGUUUAUGUUUAUGAGCACAAGACUCGACCACCAUGCGGUACAGCAAUGAAAAAAGGAAAUUUGCUUAAUUAUAAUUUUACAAUUCCAUACGGUGAUCAUUGUGAUGUACAUUUAAUUGAUUUGGAACCAAAUUACCGUAAUGCUGAGACGACAAUAGCGCUUGAAGAUAAUGCUGAUAUGACACCAUCAAAAACCAUACGUGUUAAUCACGUAUUUUGUUUAUAUACGAGAAGUGUGCAAACUAUACGAUUUAAUGAUAUAUCCAGUGGUCAUGAAGUGGUUGCAUCAACUGGUGGAAAACCAAAACCUAAAGUUGAAAUGAUCUUUCGUAGCAUUGAUGGACGACCUUUGAGAGCUGCUAAAUUUGGUGACAUCGUUGAAUUUUAUGUUGCACUUUCACCUGACAAAGCUUAUCAUGGAAUUAGUCCUAAAGAAUGUAUGUUUUCUGAUCGAGAGGAUAUGUCAUCACCUGAUGCAAAGCAUUUAACUUUUGUUCAAAGCAGCUGUCCGGUAGAUGAAAUGAGCGAAAUCAUCGAUCCAUUGGCAAAUGUCAAUGAAGAAGUAUAUUUUUCAAAAUUUAAAACAUUUCGUUUUGGUAAUCAAUCGACAGUAUUUGCUCAUUGUACCGUUCAAGUAUGUCUCACUACCGAAGAAUGUGCACAGAAAUGCUUCAAACGAAUUAGCAAUUCGAAUUUAACCGCUGAACGAUUACGUUUUCGACACAGACGACAAUUGGAUGACAAUUACGGUGCUUCAGUAAUUCGUAAACAAAAUGCUAUCAAUGAAAUUGCAUUAACACGACCGUUAACCAUUUUGGAUGAUAUGGAAAGCAAUGAAGUAAAUGAUAAUAAAGUGGAACAAUGUCUUAUUAAAAAUGCUAUUUUACCACUACCAAUUUUUAUCCUUAUCUUAUCACUUUCCCUGCUAUCAAUUAUUUGCCUCACUGGACUGUUAUUUACUUUAAAACGAUUGGCUACAUAUAGAAAAUUUGCACCAUACAGUUUUGGCAUCUACAGUGCUUAUUCUGGACCAACAGUACCACUUCCAGUACGGUCACUAACCGAUUCAUCCGUAUGCAAUUUGCCGAAUAGUGGCAAUAGAACAAACUGGACAAAUCGAUUAUCAUCAGGAAUUGAAUAUCCAUAUAUUCGAGAAAUGUAUUGA